Molecule: messenger RNA, 1404 nt
Organism: Vespula vulgaris
Lineage: Eukaryota; Metazoa; Arthropoda; Insecta; Hymenoptera; Vespidae
Exons: 7
Coding region: 171-1112 (313 amino acids)
Source: RefSeq, a predicted model, not a curated record
UUAUAUAUAUAUAUAUAUAUAUAUAUAUAUAUAUAUAUAUGUAUGUAUGUAUAUAUAUAGUUUAUAAUGUUUAUUUGAAAGUGAAUAUAAGAUAAUGAGGUUAUAUUUUGGAAUAUUUUCGAUAAAUUAUAUUAAGUAACUUUGAUCGAAAAAAUUUCAAGUGUGCCGCCAUGUUUAUGUAUCCUGAACCUCCCCCAAUCGAUUAUGUUCUCGAGGAUGUCUCAUUAACAUUGUUAUCCGAUGGCAUUUUUUUAUACGGCAAACCAGGGCCGACGCAUAAAUAUAUAGGAAAACAACUUCGUCCCAUAAAAAGAAAAAUUACCGACCCCGUGGCGCCACCUACUGAACUCGAUCCUCGUACACUUAACGUGCUUGCAGAAAAGGAGGGAUCUUGGUACGCCCAAUCGAAAGAUGCUUUCCUUAUUUACGAAAUUUCAUCUUUUAUUAAACAAUUGAAAUAUUCCAAUCGUGAUGAUAUAAGUCCAGUAUCCUUAUUUCCAAGAUCAAAGAAAUACGAGUAUCAGUAUAUUAAGGAGAAACGUUUGGAAGAUGUACCAAAGGAAACAUUUUUUGAUAAAUUUCAAUGUGGCGUGAAAGAUGAAAAAAAGGAAGAUAUAUCGAAACCUGACGAGGAGCCAUGUUACAUUUUGAAGCCGCCAUUUUGGUGGAAAGAUAAAAGCAGAAAACAAUUGAAACUCCCUAUAGGUUAUAUCAACGAUUAUGCAUAUGAUCGAUCGGAAUACACCGAACAAGGAUUUGAUUAUGCCAAUCACGAGAUUGAGACUGUAAAAAAAGAUGUCGAGGAUAUUGCCAACUGUCGAGAAAAGAAAUUAUUAAAAGUAGAAAGUCCAGUAAAAUGUCCUAUUGAAAAAGAUGGUUAUACUCCCAAAAAAUCGGACGUUAAAACAGAAAUAAGAUGGCAGCCCCUUUACAAAUUAACUCAAUUUCCAAAAACUACUAAGAAACGUAAGGAAGAGUUACAAAUGCUUACGAAGCCUUAUCUCCAUGAGUUAAACACAUGGUAUGCUAAAAAUUUACCAACGAAGCUUCAUUUGCCAGUAAGAUUGAAAGGAAAACGACCAAUGCCGGAAUGGCGAUUUUCACACAUGUAAAUCGUAUUGUUUUGAACGCAAACACAAAAGAAGAAUUUACGAUUUAUUAACAAAUAAUUAGAAAAUAAAAGAGAAAAGAAAAAAAAAACUUAGAAAAAAAGAUUAUUCCACAAAAUUAUUGUAUCCAGAAUAAUUACUUUUACAGUUAUUUAUUUUAAUAAUUUAUAUAAAAUAUUUUUUGUAUCAUUAAUAAUUAAAUCAAACGAAGAUGUAAAGUAUGUUAAAAUUAAUUCAUAUUUUUUCUUUUUUCCCAGUACAAUUACAUGUUCAUCUCGAACGAGUUGUUCCAAUA